Molecule: messenger RNA, 2352 nt
Organism: Paramacrobiotus metropolitanus
Lineage: Eukaryota; Metazoa; Tardigrada; Eutardigrada; Parachela; Macrobiotidae
Product: thyrotropin-releasing hormone receptor-like
Exons: 8
Coding region: 760-2151 (463 amino acids)
Biological process (GO): G protein-coupled receptor signaling pathway
Cellular component (GO): membrane
Molecular function (GO): thyrotropin-releasing hormone receptor activity
Source: RefSeq, a predicted model, not a curated record
UUAUAAUUUAGAUUUAUAAUGAUACGCGCACAGGGCGUUCACUUAUCUGCUCCCGGUGUGCACCGUUCGUACCCGCUACUUUUAGGACCAUUUCCGCUGCACGUUUCCCUGCCGAUAUCUGAUGGCCAGUUUGGCAUGCACCGGCACAGUGAGGGCAUGUUGGCUGUUGCGGUACCAACUGUGUCUGUUUUUCUGUCUUAGGUUUCGACUUUACAGGAGAAUUAUUGAUGUAAUACACUCGCAGCGGAAUAUCUCCGGCAUUUCAAGUGACCUUUGUAUAAUCUCGUAUUACCGAUUAAUUAUCUGUACUUCUACUAUUAAUAUGGUGAGCUAGCUCGCACAUGAACUACGUACUUCAUCCAUUUUACUUGGCCGUUCGUUUUGGCCGUAAUUAUCUUGCCAUCUAAAGCAGCUUCCAAUUUCUGCAGCCUCUAAAUUCAAAGUAAUUCCAGUACUGAUGUUAGAUUUUUGACUGUAGCAGACAUGGCUGAAUGGUGACUGAUCGCUCCGUACCCCCAAGGAUAAACUGGAUUGGAUGUCUUUGUGAUGGUCAAUACAUCAUUUGAACGGGAAAAUCGCCGGCUUGCUGCCACUGUCGAUCGUGUUGACGCUGAUUUCAAUCAUUUGGAUUUUUUUAUCUGCACGGAUCAGUUUGAAUGGAUGGUAUUAUUUAGGAUAUUUUAUGCAGUCGCAUAAUUAUUCCUCUUUAGCUGUGGGAGAUAUUAUGCGCAAAAACGUCUGCAAAAGCGCUGAGUGGAAAUGCUCAACACCACGGAUGUGCUUAUUGGCAUUAUCAACAUCACGUCCGUUAAUCAGUCCGCUAAUCCGAAAUCUGCACUUCCAACAUUUUUUCCUGUGGAGUAUCGAAUUGUGGCCACUAUUAUGCAUGUGUUGAUUUUUUUUACGGGAGUGUUUGGAAAUAUUUCUCUUGCCAUUGUCGUGCGCCGAACUAAAAGCAUGCAUACUCCGACUUAUUGUUAUUUAACAUCAUUGUCAAUAGCGGAUCUGAUGGUUCUCUUUUCGGCUAUGCCAGAGCAGCUGCUUUCUCAUUACCUUUAUAAGGGACAGUGGGUUCUCGGGCAUGCAGGUUGCUCCAUACUUCAGUUCGGCAAUUUCCUUGGUAUUAAUGCCAGCAGUUUAAGUAUAUUGUGCUUUACAAUCGAACGAUAUAUCGGCAUUUGCCACCCUUUAUUAGCCCAAAAAGUCUGCUCUGUAGGCCGCGCUAAAAAAAUCAUUGUCGGCAUCUGGAUUUUCGCAAUACUGUACUGUGCCCAGUGGCUGGGAUUAACAACCAUUAAAGCAGAAUUACAUCCUGGCUAUCCAGUCCUGUACAAGUGCUACUUCCGGUUGGAACGCGAACAAUAUGUAUAUAUGUUCAUGGCGGAUUUAUUGUUUUUCUACAUUUCGCCUCUUGUGGUCUCGGUAGUUCUGUACAUUCGAAUUGGGCUUACCUUGAGAAAAAGCGCAAAAAUGCAUAAGAAUUUGGGAAAGGGUGCAUUUAAAUCCAAAACCAAACUCUCUCGCUUGAACGGUUGCAACGCUAACGGAGCUACGCCACCGAGCGUAAUAACUCCGAAAAAUGCCGGUAAUGCAGCAGAUUCGAAAGCAUCUCAGCAAGAUAAAGCACGCGUACAGAUUGUGCGGAUGCUUGUGGUGGUUGUCACACUGUUCGCUAUAUUAUGGCUACCAUAUCGAGGGCUGUUGGUUUACAAUUCCUUCGUGUACGAGCCUGGGAAACGAUUCGUAGACAUCUGGUAUCUACUUUUCGCCAAGACUUUGGUCUACAUGAACAGUGCAAUAAACCCGAUACUAUACAAUGCCAUGAGUAAAAAAUUCCGAAAAAUUUUUCUGUACACCAUAUUUGGGGUUGGCAUCAGCGAAACGGCCCAUACCGCGCAGACGAGCGAACCGAAGACAGUCACGACACCGUUAUUGCAGCGCAGGACGGAAGGAAAUCCGCUGGAGCGAUCCGAAGCCGACACCGAUCACGCGGUAAAGCGUCCCAACUUUCCUUCGCAUCGCUGUGCGAGUCAAAGUAACCUUCAGCCGCCUGCGACAUACAAAACGAUUUGUCAAAAAACAGGUUCUGACGGCCAACUUGGAGUUUAUGCAAUAAUUGAUCUUCCCAUGCUUUCCGCAACUGCCGUAUGAACCGACGACCGACCGACCGGUGUGCUACAAUGCAAGGAAAUUUUUUAACGAAUUCGAGGUUUUGUUGGGAACCGUUGUGAAUGCAUUUAUGAUGAUUGCGGUUCUGAGUUACGAAAGUUUUUACCCCGCUCAUUGCAAUUUUUUAAGAGAUCCCCUUCAAAUUCUAACAAUGAGUUUCCUCAGAAAACUGAUCUCAUUAGA